Messenger RNA from Myiozetetes cayanensis, 613 nucleotides. RefSeq names its product histone-lysine N-methyltransferase 2B-like. Gene Ontology annotation, cellular component: histone methyltransferase complex. Gene Ontology annotation, biological process: positive regulation of DNA-templated transcription. The transcript has a single exon. The record is from RefSeq and is a predicted model, not a curated record. Bases 23 to 283 code for a protein of 86 amino acids. NCBI's taxonomy places the organism in Eukaryota, Metazoa, Chordata, Aves, Passeriformes, Tyrannidae. Gene Ontology annotation, molecular function: histone H3K4 methyltransferase activity; protein binding.
CCCCCAGGGCAUCGGGUGCUACAUGUUCCGCAUCGACGAGGCGGAGGUGGUGGACGCCACCAUGCACGGCAGCGCCGCGCGCUUCAUCAACCACUCGUGCGAGCCCAACUGCUACUCGCGCGUCAUCCACGUGGAGGGCCACAAGCGCAUCGUCAUCUUCGCCCUGCGCCGCAUCCUGCGCGGCGAGGAGCUCACCUACGACUACAAGUUCCCCAUCGAGGAGCCGGCGGCCAAGCUGCCCUGCAACUGCGGCGCCCGCCGCUGCCGGCGCUUCCUCAACUGAUUUACCCCUCCUUCUGGUCCUCCUGAUCCUCCUGCCUGUCCUGGGGGGUCUGGGGGUGAAGAUUUGGGGGUCACAAGAGUGAAGAUUUGGAGGGCUCAAGAGUGGAAAUUUGGGGGUCUCGAGAGUGGAGAUUUGGGGGGUCUUGAGAGUGAAGAUUUGAGAGUGAAGAUUUGAAGGUCUCAAGAGUGAAGAUUUGGAAGGCUCAAGAGUGGAGAUUUGGGGGUCUGGAGGGUGGAGAUUUGGAGGUCUCAAGAGUGGAGAUUUGGGGGUCUGGAGGGUGGAGAUUUGGAGGUCUCAAGAGUGAAGAUUUGAAGCUCUCAAGAGUGGAGA